AUGAAUCUCAUCACGAAGAGAGAUUCCAUAAUUAGCUGGACUCUGGACAAGAGCAAGAGCUUCGCAGAAUGGGAUAUUCAUUCGAAAUAUCACAAUCGUUCGUUGACAUCAUGGCGUACGAUUGUCCGAAGUGCGGUUCACGCACAAAGUUCAAGAUUCCCGUGUGUGGAACUUGCGGUCAUAUUGACCAUCUGGAAUUCCAGAAGAUGUCUGGACUCCUCCCUCAAAGUGACACUGCUCCCGGAGGCGUUCCGGGCAGCAACCAGCCCUUCAGAAAAGGUCGAAGUGGCUGGGGUCUUCAAAAGAUUUCUAGACGUUGAAAGCGCUCGGAAGAUGGAACUGCAGCGACAUUCAGGCGGGCGUUUGGAACAAAGAGUACUAAGCAGGUCCAUCCUGGGCGCCUCGUUAUCGCUCGGAACUUCCUCAUCUGCCGUGAAUGAAGCGGCGGGCGAGGAUGUACCAUCGCAGUCCACAGUUUCGCUGGGGUCCUCUGCAAAAGAAGACUCAGACCCAAUGAAUGAAGUCUCUGCACAAAAGGAGUCAGUUUCAAACAACGAAGGCUCCGCAAAGAAAGACUCGGGCUCAGAGAAUCAAGGUUCUGCGGCAUUCAAGCAGGAGUCUGGAACACAGGAUAUCCGAACCAGCCCUGCUCCAGAAGGUGAAGCCGAAGAAGAAUCUGAGACCACUGCUGAUAUUGGGUCGCGGUCUCCCUCUUCCUCGGCCGAGCCGGCUGUGUCGUCGCCCACUGCUAAACAAGUGCGGUCUCGACGUCCAAACCCUUUUGCGGCAAUGUCGUUCAGUCGUCCGGAAGAAAGAUUGCGGGUGAAUAUACCAAAACCCCGUCCAAUUCUUUCCACGGUCUUCCCUCUGGUGAACGAAUUCAAUGCAGUCGAAGCGUUUCCUAAGCUUCCACCGGCUGCUCCAUUGACCUUCAAAGAUGUGCUGGUCAAGCCUCCACCACUGCUGCCUACACAAACCGCGCAGAAAACAGUGCCAACAAAUCCUCUGGCUGACACGGAUUACCCUGCAAGCUUGUACCGUCAAGGCCACACCCGGCCGAAAGUCUUCUCGGCCGGGGUUUGCGCACGCUGUCAAGGACCUCAUGAAACCUUAGACCGUCAGUGGUGCUACAAUUGCUUUGAGGUUUGCAAGAGAAAGGGUGAUGGCAAGUCCAGAUGUGAGAAAAAAGCCUGCUCGCAUCCGAUAGGACAUUCUACUGAGGACUGUGACCUUGGAGACUUUCGUGAUCACCCAGACAAUCCGCGCCUUCCUCGCCAUCUGAUCGACUUUGCUCGGCCGUGGGCUGCUGAUAACCCAAAACAACCUCGGCCGUUAUACUACUAUCGGCCAAGAGGUCGGGAGGUUCCCCAAUAUUGUCCUGAGCUUCCACCAAGGUAUCAAGAAGAAGGUCUACCUGGUGGGCUGGUGAAUGUGUCCCAAGGCACAGUGUACUGCGUCGAAAAUGCCAUCCACAUGUGCGAUGGACACUGGAAACCACUGCCAUGGGGUGCAGAGAGACAUGGCAAAGACGCCGCCAGAAAACCUCGUGAGACAAAACCACACCGAGGUGGACCACCCAGAGCCGGCAAGCAGCCAAGAUGGCAGCAAAAACGCUGGAGGAGGCAAGCUCUAGCGCAAAAAGGGGUACUCGAGCAAGUCGUCAAGGAGCCUAAUGUCUCUAGACUCCUCGGCCACGGAUCUUCUACUGAGCACGACGUGAAGUAGAAUUGAUGAUCUGAUUAAUGACAAAGCGCCACUAAGGUACCUAGGUAAGAAAAGGGCUGAAGUUCUGCCCAAGCAAGCCUGAUAUUUGAGAACAGGAGAAGGC
This is a messenger RNA of Exophiala xenobiotica, 1828 nucleotides long. RefSeq lists its product as uncharacterized. Bases 1 to 1725 code for a protein of 574 amino acids. The record is from RefSeq and is a predicted model, not a curated record. The transcript is spliced from 2 exons. Lineage: Eukaryota; Fungi; Ascomycota; Eurotiomycetes; Chaetothyriales; Herpotrichiellaceae.